UUUUCCCGGAAGGAAUUGGUUGGCAUUGGCAACGUUGCGGCUGGCGGAGGCCUAUGCUACCCCACAACAGGCAAAUUCAAAUAAACGGAGACAAAGACGUUGUUGGUGGCUAGAAUCAAACAAGAAAAUUAAACGGUUGUCUUGCUUUAACUUUAAUCUACGGCAAUCUCCUGACUUGCGAUCUGGUGAGGGACAGGACCAACUCAGCACACUGUCUGCACAGAGAACGAUAAAAAAAACAAAGAAUAGCCUGUUCUGUCUGAAUUCCCACAACCCCAAGAAGCGAGAGGAGACAGGCCAGUUACAGAUAUGACCAGCUCCUCAGCACCCAGAAUGCUUCACAAUUACAGACGAACGUCAAGCCCUCGGUCCCCCACAAACAUGGGAGAACUGUUCACCCCUGCACAUGAAGAAAACGUGCGGUUCAUCCACGACACCUGGCAGUGCGUGCUGAGGGAUGUAAGGUCCGUGCAGAGCUGUGAGCGCAGCGAUCGAGGCCCCCAGGAGUACGUGGAGAAGAACCCAAACCCAGCCCUGCACACAUUCACACCAGUCGAUUUGAGUGACAUCAGGAAACGGAACUCACAAGACUCCAGGAAGUCUUAGUCCUCUACGUUUUUCUAUGUUUCGGCCACUUCUUUUCAGGAAAAUGCUCUUCCUUCAUUCAUCCACCAGCCAGCCAGCCUGACAGCCCAAGCCCAGAAGGCCCUUCCAUCCUCUGCCUAGCAGGCGAAUGGCCUUCCCCUGACCUCCUCCUCUCCCAGCAGAUUGCCAGCCAUUACCCCAUUCUCAAUACCUCUGGAGGUGUCUCUCCACCUGCCCCUAUCCACUACCUCCUUCUACCAAACUGUCUGUCUGUGUUCUGGCUCUGCCCCUGGUUUUGUCCACUGGGGAAGUAGGAAGAGCUGCAAGGCUGGCAUGUCAUUUUCAGGGACUUUCACUUCUCUGUGUGAUUUCUUAAAAAAAAAAAAUAGGAAAGAUGUCAGUGGGACAGAAGUGGAGACUCAUGGGAAAGUAGCGCCAAUUAGCUGAUAGUUGAGAGCAAACAGUAAACCACACACAACCAGACAAAACAAGGAUUGCAGAAUCUUGCAAUAGGUGGAUUAUAACUGGGAGGUCCACACUUUUUUAGAAGGAAUUGUGAUCUCAUCUCAGUAUAUGUUGCUAAUUUCACUAUUCCUGAACAAAAGUAUGUUUCCCUAGUAUAUCGCCAUCAAGCUUCUCUAGCCACAAACAAAAAUCAAAAGGUAAUGCACACAGGUUUGUGCAGUUGGACUUUGGUGUGGUCUAGCACAGGGAGGCGCAUUCAGCAGAAAUUCUAGUUAGUCCUUAGUGAGGAAUGGAAAAGUUCUGGUCCGGGUACACCACUCAUCCUGACAGAUUACCCACACUUCCAGGAUAUUUUGCCACAGUAGAGUUACUUUGGUUAGGUUUGUUGUUCAGUUGGACAACACUGAUCCCUGAUCAGAGCCUUCUGUCAUGUAAACAUUUACUGUACUCUUCUUGUAAUUUAACCCUAAAUAUUUGCCCUCUGUCCUGUCAGAAGAGUCUGUAGUCCCUCAGAUCCAUUGAAAAUUGAUAAUUUAACCAAAGUACAAAUUUGUCAGUGACUCCUGAGUUAUGUUACCCUGGGUUCAUUGUCCUCAUGCAUGUGGCAUAAGGCUCGCAGUUCUUAGUUGCAUGGUGUUGGCUGUGUUGUUUGACUCUGUUGUUUUGCUCAACAAGCACUCCCUGAAUAAAUCUCCCCUGGGGUAGCUGAGUUCACCCAGUGUUCUCUCUGGGUCCAUGGGACAUCCUCACAUUUGUGUGCUGCACGCUUCUGCUCCCAAACCAUGCAGGGUUCCCAAAGGCACUUCAUUAAGUGUGUGCCUCCCACUGGGACAGUGCCAGGACUACCGAAAAAUCUGGGAGAGUCUGCCAGCACCGUACGGUUUGAGUUUCCACAGUCUUUUAACACGAAGUGUGGCAGUAUACUGACCUACAUGAGGUCACAUGUGGAAGGGAUCACGCUUUAAAAAGUUCUUGAUUCUUCAGAACUGUGGCAGUAUACAGCAUUGGUGGAAGAAGUGGUUCUUGAUGUAGUGGUCAUGUUUUUUUUAUUUUUAUUUUAUUUUGUUCAAUACAUAAAAAAGGAGAACAAAAACAAUCACUGCUGGUAGCAGGUAGUAAUUCAAACACAUGUCAAGGUACUUCAUGUUGUAAGGUAACCCCCGUCCAAGGCCUGGUCUGUGGGACCAAAGCCACCCAGAUUUUUCUUGGAUCACAAGAGAUAAAAUUCAGUGGAAACACAGACCCAAUGAGCAUUACAUUUGCCUGUCAGAUGCUUUUAUCCAGGGAAAUGUACAUUUUGACAUGUUAGUUGUUUGUAUGGCAGGAUAUUUACUGAGGCAAUUUGGAUUUUGUCCCCCAGGGGGAAUCAAACUAGUACCCUGUGGAUUUUCCAGCCCUCCUCCUUACCACCAUGCCACACUGAUGUAGAAAUGUGCUCGUACAGGUUGGUGCAGAAAACGCUACUCAAGUGUCAGAUAGGAUUACUCCCAUGUGUGCUGGAAGGAGAUGGAGAGGUGUGAGCUGUAGGAUCAAUACUACAUGCAAAACAAUCCACUUGCAGGUACUAAUUGCAGAUGUGAGCUUAAGUUGCUGCUUCCCAAGUGAGUCCACUGACCUGGAAAUGUCUUCAUCUUUUGGGAAAUUGCUUUGAGCCACAUCCAUCAUUCAUAUAUGUUUAAAGACUGUUUAGGAGCGUACUAUGAAAUGGAUGUGAUUCCAGCACAUGACCCUGAGAUUUUCUUUCCAAAUGUUGGCAUUCUGUCCACAGAAAAUAAGACGAGAGGUGGAAGUUGUAAAUUUACACACUUUUCACUGUCCAAACAGGAAGCCUUUUAUUUGGAAAGAAGGACCAAUGCA
Messenger RNA from Megalops cyprinoides (Indo-Pacific tarpon), 2907 nucleotides. RefSeq names its product MAPK regulated corepressor interacting protein 1 (gene mcrip1). The record is from RefSeq and is a predicted model, not a curated record. The coding region runs from base 310 to 606 and encodes 98 amino acids. Lineage: Eukaryota; Metazoa; Chordata; Actinopteri; Elopiformes; Megalopidae. The transcript is spliced from 5 exons.